Plasmodium gonderi is the source of this 3285-nucleotide messenger RNA. RefSeq names its product RAP protein. NCBI's taxonomy places the organism in Eukaryota, Apicomplexa, Aconoidasida, Haemosporida, Plasmodiidae. The coding region runs from base 1 to 3285 and encodes 1094 amino acids. The record is from RefSeq and is a predicted model, not a curated record. The transcript is spliced from 3 exons.
AUGACCAUUUUUGCCAAUUCCCUUUUGCUCAUAGCAUACUUGAUAUACCUCCUUCUCAUUGCAUUUCUACUCACUAAAGAAACUUAUUCAGUCGUAAUAAAAAAAUCAAGUUUUCUGAAAACAAAGCAAGAUGGAAAUUACAAUUUUGUAAAGAAGCUUUUUAAGAGAAGGAAUUUGUUUCAAGCACUGGAGUCUAAUGGGGAAGAAAACAGAUGUGUAUGGAGAAAAAAAUCACACUACUAUCACCAUCAGGAUGGGAAAAACAAAAAAGGGAGUAAUCACCAGUACUGCCAUAACUCUGAAUUUAUUGACAAGUUUAAUAAAAGGAACUUUUUUAUUAAACCAUCUUUUUCUGCAAAAUGUAAGCAGAGUAAAUUAUGGACAGAGAGGAAUGAACAGGGGAUUGUACACGAAGAAGAGAUUUUAGAAAAGGUAGAUUCUAUAGAUGCCCAGAUUGGUAAUAUAGUGUGUGAAAGGACAAAUGAUUCGACAUUGCAAAGGAUGAAACAAUCACAUGAUUAUAUUGGACAAACGACAAAUAAGAACGAGUUCGAUCUUGUUAAUGAUUACAUUUUAUUAAAAAAAAACAGAAAAACUAUAAAAGAGCUAAUGGAAGAAGGUAUUUGGGGUGCACCAAAGGAAAAUAUCAAAAUGAUAAGAGAAAGAACUAACAAAAAAAUUAAUUGGAAUUAUAUACUUAAAAAAAAUAAUGAAUUGCUGAACGAUAAUGUGGACAAAAUAUAUAAAGGCAUAUACAAUAAAGAAAAUAUUGAAGACAUUUUUUUCAUAUUUGACACCAAUCCUUAUAAUUACUUAAACAUCACCAUGAGUGUGUUUUCAUUGUAUAAGUUCACCACAGCAUAUUUAAAUGAAAGGAAAAUAAGGAUGAAUUCUUCUUUUAAGGGUAAGAAGGUAAGUUUACUAGGAUCAUCGCAUAACUCAGAUAAGAUUUGCUCUUGUGGUGUUGAGGAAGAAAAGUUAUCUGUCACGGAUCAUACAAAUAAGGGUAUGUUAACAUUUGGUUAUGAUGAUAACUCAUAUGAAGAGGUAGACGAUGGGGAUAUACUUAAAAUGAAAGAAGAAAGGAAAAGACUGUAUUACAUUACAAGGAAUAGAAAUUUUUUGAGAGUAGUAGGUAGUAUUAACAAACAUUUAAAAAUUAUAUAUAAAAUAUUUUCAACAAAUGAAAAAUUAACAAGUUAUGAAAAAAAUAAAGAUAUGUAUAAAUUUAUUCCAUACAUAAAUAUUAAGGACAUCAUAACCAUUUUGAAGUGUUUUUGCAUUUUAAAAUAUGAUCAUACAAAUAUUUUUAAGUAUAUAUAUUUUUUUCUCGUUUUCUUUAUGGAUAAAUUUGACAUGACUCUCCUUUGUGAAGCUGUGUAUCUUUGCAAUAUUAAGAAGAUUUAUAUCAAGUCUCUUUUCCUGAAUUUUUCCAAACAUCUCUUGGCGUACUUACAGAGGAUUUCACUUACCCCUAGUCGAAAUGAUAUCGAUCUGAUUAGUGAGAAUUUUGGGGACAAGGUCCAUCCCAAUAUUAACAAUCGUGAUGAUGAUUUGGAUAAGGUGGAAUCCAAGGGAGAUGCAGAUUCAGAGCGACGAGAAAGAACAGCGGUGACAGAUGAAUCUUUGGUUAAAUCUCAUGUAGACUCAAAUGAGGAUAUUAAAAAAGUUAACUCUGAGGAGUGCACAUAUUCACUAUAUGACCAAGUGAACAUUGAUAAUUUUUACAAAAACAUGAAGAAAAACAUGAAUAAUGAAAACCCAGAACCGGAUAUUUUUAUUUCUUCUCCUUUUCACAUGAAAGAUUUAAUGUACUCUAUAUACCACUUGGCUAAUUAUUCCUGCUUAGACAGUUCACUAGAUGACUUAGAAAAAGAAAAGGCUUACGCAAAUGAGCACGUAAAAAAGUACGGUCCGGAGGAUUUGAGGCAUACCAGGAUGAGGUUUGUUGAAGGUUCUCAAAUGAGCCCCUCUCCCAUAACUGGUGAAUCACUGAAUGAAGCGACAAAGCAUGAAUCCACAAAGGAGGAGAUAAACGAGCGUGGUGAGGCGAGGAGACGACCCGUGAACCUUUACGCAUACUGUUUGUGUACCCUUUGCAAAUUUCCAUACACGAAUUUAAGCAUCCUUAACAUCAUUGCUUCUGAAGUUAUGAAAAAUGCAGAUGAACUGAGCAUAGAAGAGCUGAUUCUCUCAUUUCAUAGUUUAGCAACGUUAGAAUUUAAUUCGACAAAAUUGCUGAAUAUCCUUUUUGUGUCAAUCAUUAAGAAAUUGCACUUGUUGGACUACAGGAAUAAUCAGCUGAUUGUGAAACUUGUGAGAGCACUUUACCUGUUGGAUGAGGAAUUAUCAGAAGAGAGAGGGGACUGCAAUAGCCGAAUUGAUGAGAAACAACCAAAGAAUUUUACAUCUCGUUUGAAACAGAUAAAAACAUUGAUUCUUUAUUUUCUUUCAAAAAUGAUUCUAAAAAAUCGAAACAAUUAUACGCCAAUCGAAUUAGUUGAUAUUAUACGGUAUAUGUCAGCACUAACGUACAUCGAUAAGGAACUUUUCAAUUUUGUAUAUGACUUGCCAUUUCUGAAAAGUUUAAACGAAGAGACAUUAAAUCAUUACAAGAACAGUGUUUACUUUAAUCAGUCUUAUUAUGCUUAUACCAAAGAUAGUAGUGUUAAUACCCCUAUAGAAAUUAUGGUGUGUAAGUUGUAUCAAUCCUAUCUUUCAUACAGCAUGUAUACAGACACUCAUAGUGAUAGAGAAGUAGAGGAAUCUACCAUUAUACAAAGAAUUCAUGCAGAAAAUGACAAAGUAAAGACCUUUCGAUUUGGAGAAGAACCAUUGAAGUUAUUUAAACAAACAUACCUUAAUAACAUGCGAAUAAUAUCUUAUAGUUCCUCCUCUUUACAUUAUGAAAUUGCUGAUAUUAUUCAAAAGGAUUUAAAGAUUCCAUGUCACGUGGAAUACAUAACGGAGAAUGGACUACUUAUUGAUAUUGCUAUACUGCGUGAUGACUUGAUAAAUAAUAAUUACUCAUUCAAAAAUUUUCAAAACAUAGCUAUAGAGGUUAAUGGCCCCUUUCACUACAAGACCAGGUCGUACAGGGGUGGCUAUCCUCCUCUAAAUACCAAAACGGUUGUUAAACGGAGGUUGCUCGAACAUGACAAGUGGCAAGUCAUCUCCCUGCCCUUUUGGGAAAUAAAGCCAUGGUUCAGCAAGAGCAGAAAGGAAAAUUUUAUUCUGCGGAUGCUUCCAGAUAAUUUGAAAUCCUUUUUUAAUAAAAACAACUGA